Molecule: messenger RNA, 3228 nt
Organism: Protopterus annectens (West African lungfish)
Lineage: Eukaryota; Metazoa; Chordata; Ceratodontiformes; Protopteridae
Gene: NFKBIE
Product: NFKB inhibitor epsilon
Exons: 6
Coding region: 887-2011 (374 amino acids)
Molecular function (GO): protein binding
Source: RefSeq, a predicted model, not a curated record
AGAUAACACCAGUAAUGAGUAAACUCCUACUUAUAAAAGACAAAAACCGAACAAAAUAAUUAAACUUAAUUCUUGUUUCAAAACAUCUCAUCUAUACAGACUGUGAUUGGUUAAAAAGGGGGGAAACAUUCAAACAAGGUUAUUUGCCAUUGGUGAGUUUAUGUACCAGCCCUGUCUGUUUGGUUUAUCAGCUGGAGAUUCCCUUCUGGAGGUGUUUGGGAGCAAAUGUUUUAGAGAUUUUGUUGUUGUUGUUAUUAAGUUACUUAACACUUACCAGUGACAGGAGAUAAAAGGGAAACUACCUAUAAACGUCAGUAAAUAAGCGUUGUAUUUGUGUUUCCAGUUUCUGCUGUUGACUGCAACAGGAUACGGGAAGUUGGACUAUCAGCCUUACUUUGUUGUUACAGAAGUUAUUUUGAGUAUUGCUAUUUUCCUGUGAAUCGAAAGUACAUAAAGAACGGGCGUUGAGCUCCUACAGACACCCGAGGUACAGCCUGUUUCAGAAGCUGGUGUCUUAACUGAUGCACGCUGAUCGGUUUAUGCACAGGUGUUUUACAAAACAUUUGGUAGGCGUUCAUGGAUACAGCAGUGGAUUAUUUUACUUGGUCUGAUGGCAGUCCCACACAUUUGUGAUUCUUUAGGAUUUAUCUUUUAAAACGGUGUGUUUUUCUUUACAGUUUACAUUGGCACGCAAUCUGCAUGGAGUUUUAUGUGGGUCUGAACCUUCUGCAGAACUGUUAUGCAAUGGAAACUGCCACAUUUUGACUUGGACAGCGGGGAUUACCUACUGACCUUUCGAAAGGACGCGUUGACUACAUAUUAUUUACCAAACUAACUUACCACUCCUUUUUGCAUCUGAUUGUUUGUUUCACCAAGUUUUGUAGCAAUGGCUUCUGGUGAUAGGGAGGACUUUAAAAAACAAUCAGAAGAUUGUGUAGCGGAGGAGACGUGCGAUUCUGGCAUUGAUUCGAUUAGGUCGCUACGCUCAAUCAACACAGAAGAUUACCACAAGGAAAGGGAAAGAGUUGUUGAGGAGGACCGAAUUUUAGGCAGCCGUCUUCCUCAUCAUCCAGAUGAGCACACGGACAUUUCACUGGAAGGACAAACAGUGGAUGAACGCCUUGAUUCAAACUAUGGUUCGUCCUCUAUCACAGAUUCGGUUGAGCUGCCCAAAGUGCAGAUAUUGCGCAUCACGGAAGACUCAGCACCAAACCCUGACCCUUCGUGUAUAUUUACAUACUUAUCGGACGAGGGCGACACUUUUCUGCAUCUAGCCAUAAUCCAUGGAGUAUUGGGACUUGCUUUGCAGUUCAUCUUGGUUGUUCCAAAGGAGAUUUUGGAAAUUCAGAAUGAUCUCUUACAGACACCGUUGCAUCUGUCAGUUUUUCUGAAUCAGCCUGAAGUAACACGGUGCCUGAUACUAAAAGGAGCAAACCCUGAAGUCCCAGACCGCAAUGGGAACACACCCCUCCACCUGGCAUGUGAAUAUGGAUUUGUGCAGUGUGCAUCAAUGCUUCUGGAUGAGUUCACAGAGGAAGAGCUGAAGUCACCAUUUUAUGACCCAAGUGUAAGAAUAGAGCAAGACCUGGAACUGCAAAACUGGCAAGGCUUGACAUGUUUGCAUGUUGCUACCAUUUAUGGGCACAUUAAUCUGGUGGAUUAUCUGUCAAACAAGAGAGCCAAUAUCAAUUGUAAGGAGGGUACAGGAGGAAGAACCCCUUUACAUCUAGCAGUAGAACUACGGAACAUUUCAAUGGUGCACAUUCUACUGAAACAAGGGGCUUACGUAGAUGCAACUAUGUAUAAUGGCUGCACACCACUUCAUCUGGCUGUGGGGCGAAAGGACACUGCAGUUGCUACCAUCCUAUGCCAAUCGGGUGCAGACACGCUGCUUCGAAAUUUGGAGGAUGAGACUGCACAAGACUUAGCUGAAGGUGAUAGUGAUAUUUUGGCUUUGUUUCCAUUUGAUGAUGUGAAGAUUUCUGGUAAACCAGUUGUCUGUACUGAGUGAACAUCUGGAAUGGCUUCUUCAUCUUUAGAACCUACAGAAUGUCAUCAGUGAAACAACAUGAGAAAGUAAAGAGCCAGUGGGCACUACAUGCAAUCAAAGAUUUUAAAAGACUACCGUAAUGUACAUAGCGUACAUAAAUUACUUUUUAACGCUGCUGUUAGAGACUGGACAGCUGGAGAAAAAUGCAGCAAAAUUAAUAUGAUUUUAAAAGCAUAUAUCUGGCAGGCAGACGUGCAUAGCAGAAUCUUUGAGACCUCCAAGAGUGGAGCCAUGCUUUCAGAGUUAACUACACCUUUUUUUUUUUCCAGAUAAUAGGCACAGAUCGGGGCACUUGGAAGAAAGAUAUUCCAACUCCAACAUGGGCAAAUAUUGUUUGUGAAGUUAGUGAAUGAAGUUAAAUAAAAUGCUGCUGUUCUGGUAAUGUAUUGUCUUACAGUUCACAAAGUUAAAGCCAGCUUAUAAAUUAGCUACUGUUGUAAGAGAUGGGUUAGAUUGCUUCUUGUACUGCAGUCCAGAAAUUAUCAUUCUGACUAAAUGAGAAAGCAUUUUUUCCCAUGGUGCACUGUCUACUGUCUCUCUCCCAAGAUGAACAGUUUUGCUGGUAAAUUACAGCCUUUUGAAAAGUGGUUAAUAAGAGAACAGUCUUUUCAAAAGCAAAAAUUUCUCAUAUAUGUAUUAUUGCCAGAAGGUCUGUAUCACUGGAGCGGAGUACUGAAUGGGAAGUAAAACACAUUAAAGUUAAUCCUUAAUUUAAAAAAGCAAGGUGUCAUAAUGGUCAGUGUGUUGCUCUGCAAGCUUGCAGAACUGGUUUUAAAUCCUGACAGCUCCCACUUGCAUACUUAGUGACGCUUAGCAAGUCUCUUAAUGUGCUUUCACAUAUUUUGUCUAAUAGGACAAUGUAUACAUUUUUUCUCAGCACAGUAAGGGCUUGUGUGACUGCACUAGAGCAUUGGAUGACUGUAGGAAUAAAGACUCGCCUGUGUUUCACCUUCUGUCCGUCUUUGAGGGGAGCUUAGAAGAGGGCACAGCAUUGAUGUACACCAUGCAGACUGUUGUACUUCAGAAAAGCUCUGUUUUAUAUAUUUUCCCAGUAGCACAAUACAUUAACUAAAUGCUAUUAACAGAGAAAAUAUUUUCUAAAUGUUUUUGUUACAGAAGUUAUUUUUUGACAAAAAAGUAUCAAUUUUAAUAAACAUCCCUUCAUUUUUUAUAUUUAA